Messenger RNA from Talaromyces atroroseus, 1782 nucleotides. RefSeq lists its product as hypothetical. The coding region runs from base 1 to 1782 and encodes 593 amino acids. The transcript is spliced from 2 exons. NCBI's taxonomy places the organism in Eukaryota, Fungi, Ascomycota, Eurotiomycetes, Eurotiales, Trichocomaceae. The record is from RefSeq and is a predicted model, not a curated record.
AUGUCUUCUAACAACGUGGCUUUGAACAAUAAGAUCAAGAUGACAGCUGCGUCGAGACCAGGGCUCUUGACGCCGGUUAACGAGACUGAACACUCGUUCAGCCGUAUCAGCCGAGAAGGAAAGAGGAUAACCUACAACUUGAAGGUUAUCCAGCAACCUGAAAGAGCUCGUGCCUGUGGUGCGGGUGCAAAGUCGUCUGCCGACCGUCGCCCUGUUGAUCCUCCCCCGGUGGUUGAGUUGCGUGUUUACGAAUCCGAUGUUGACAAUGACAUGAGCAAGACCGACAUCACCUUUGCUUACAAUGCCAACUUCUUCCUCUUCGCGACGUUGGAGAAUGCGCGGCCUAUCGCCCAAGGUCGUGUUUCCGGUCAGGCUCCCAACUGCCCUGUGCUUACUGGCGUACCAGUUGCAGGCAUUGCUUACUUGGACCGGCCUGCUCAAGCCGGCUAUUUCAUCUUCCCCGACUUGUCCGUUCGUCACGAAGGUUUCUACCGCCUCAACUUCAACCUGUAUGAAGAAGUGAAGGACGCAAAGGAUGCCGACAAGGACACUCCUCUUCCCUCUCCACAAAGCCAGGCCUCCUCCGGCAAACCCACGGCACCAAAGUCGUUCUUAAACUUCCGACUGGAGGUCAAAUCCGCCCCCUUUCAGGUGUAUAGUGCAAAGAAGUUCCCAGGACUGGCUACCAGCACUUCGCUCAGUCGGGUUGUCGCCGAACAAGGCUGCCGUGUGCGUAUUCGUCGUGAUGUACGUAUGAGAAGACGUGGUGAGAAGAGCAGCAAGGACUAUGGGGAAUAUGAUGAAGACCGUUACGGCCGGUCAUCAUCGCGUUACGCCACUCCCACACCGGUUGAGCGCCCUCGGUCGGCCAGCACGGCCAGCGCAGUUGAGCCACCGUAUGCUUAUCCACAGACGCCGCGUCGAGAUUCUUCUAGCCAUGAGUACUCUGCAUACCACACUCAUCACCCAGUACCACCGCCGCCACCAGUGGCACCAAGUCCAUACCAGCACUCUCAUCCUGCCCCCCCACCACCGCCUCCGUCUACUUUGUCUUCAGGUGCACCUGGAUAUCUGACAUUUGGAUCUACACCAACAUCAUACCAAGCUCCACCAUUGCCAGCUGCACCACCUCCACCUCCACAUCGUGCUUAUACUCCUGGUUCUUCUACACCAAAAUCCUAUUCAUCGCACGCUUCAUUGCCGCACUCCCGCCAUCCGUCAAGCUCAUCAGAGCAUGAGUCGGUCCAAAUAUCAUAUCCUACGCGUUCUCACAACCUGCCAUCCAUCCUAAACCCAGCACCAGUGGAACCAGCUGUGGGCACUCCGUCUUCGGAAAACUACCAUUCAGCAGCAUCAACACCGACAUCACAAACUGCACCCCAGCGCUCGCGCACGCCGUCCUCGUCAAUCAUGCUCCCGCCCAUCAGUUCAUUUGCAUCUUCCGUUCCUCCUCCGCCGCCACAUUCUUCCUCGCAGCAUCCUUCUGAUAACCUGCAUCAACGGAGACCGUCUUAUUACCCAAUUGAGACUUCGCUCGCAAAAAGAUCCCACGAGGACUCGUUUGGCAGUUACGACGCUAUUGCACAUCACAAGAGUGUCCGUUCGGCGGAGAAUGAUUACGCCGGAGUCAACAUCAACAACCAUAGCAGUGGUCCUACUCCUACCGGACCCAUGACGAAACGUGGAGCGCUCGAAGUAGAAGAACCACAAUGGGACCGUCCACAGAUGGAAUAUCGACGUGCAGACGGCAGGAUGUCUAGCAAGCUCCAGCUUGCAGUUUGA